Messenger RNA from Dreissena polymorpha, 885 nucleotides. Its product is annotated as transmembrane protein 45B-like. NCBI's taxonomy places the organism in Eukaryota, Metazoa, Mollusca, Bivalvia, Myida, Dreissenidae. The record is from RefSeq and is a predicted model, not a curated record. Bases 1 to 885 code for a protein of 294 amino acids. The transcript has a single exon.
AUGGGUAAUUUUCCCGGCCACGCCCUUCCUGGAUCUUUCUUCAUCAUCUUUGGCUUAUGGUGGACAAUCCACAUGUUCAACCGUUUUUAUCUUGCCAAGGCCCGCAAUUCAAAAUUCCGAUCAUCUGCCAUAUUUAACUGCCCUUUUUUGUGUGGGCGACUGAAGGAAUGGCCCUUAGAAGCAUACUUCAAGUUGAUUUGUGUGAGUGUUGGAUUUUACUUUGAAAUCAAGACAGGAUUCUCGAGUGAUUGGAGAUUUGUUAACACCGGCAAUGGGCAACACGCAACAAUGUUUUUCUUCUUUGGAGUAAACGCCGUCAUAGACAUUUUGGUGUAUUUUAAAUGGCCUCUUCCGCCAAACAUGGAAUAUGUAUCGGGUGUUCUUGCUUUAUUGUGUGAAUACUUGUUAUUUAAGUUCCAUUUACACGGAAGGACAGAUCUUGAUGUUUUGCUGCACACUUUACUCCUGCAUGCCAUUGUAGCUUGCAUGGUCGCCUUAGCCCUUGAAUUAAAAUACCGUGACAACAUUCUGUGUGCGCUGAGUCGAGCUUAUUUUAUGCUUCUACAGGGGACAUGGCUCUGGCAAAUUGGCUGGAUUUUGUAUCCACCAUUUGAAAGCUCAUUCCGAUGGGACAAAGAUGACCACGAGCAGAUGAUGAUCGCGACGAUGAUUUUUACGUGGCACGCAAUGGUUGUACUUCUAACCAUGCUCGCAAUAGGCGGAGUUCUAGCUUUUAUUCAUCGUAAAAUGAACCUGUACAGGAAAGAGGACACUUUCAAGUUUAAACCGUUAAUCAAACCUACAAGCAAUGGUGACAGUGUUCUGCAGCUUCAUGAUGAAAGUGAAAGCGAUCAGGACAUCGAGCAGACUACUGCUCUUACGUAA